Molecule: messenger RNA, 2370 nt
Organism: Chlorocebus sabaeus (green monkey)
Lineage: Eukaryota; Metazoa; Chordata; Mammalia; Primates; Cercopithecidae
Source: RefSeq, a predicted model, not a curated record
CCCCAACGAGGCGGACCAUGGAGUGUCCCGAGGGACGGCUCCCCGUUUCUUCAGAAAAUGAUUCAACACCAACAGUUUCAACAUCGGAAGUAACUAGCCAACAAGAGCCCCAAAUUCCUGUCGACCGUGGGUCUGAAACCACCUGUGAAAGCAGCGCCGACAUUGCUGGCGACCAAGGCACCCAGAUUCCUGCCGACCAGUACGCUCAAACGGAUGCGGACGGCAGCGCCCAGGCUGCUGCCCAGGCCCCAGAAAACUUCCAGGAAGGGAAAGACAUGAGUAAAAGCCAGGAUGAAGUUCCUGAUGAAGUUGAGAACCAGUUUAUAUUGCGUCUGCCUCUGGAACACGCUUGUACUGUCAGGAACCUAGUACAUUCUCAAAGUGUCAAGAUGAAGGAUAAACUGAAAAUUGACUUACUGCCUGAUAGGCGCCAUGCAGUUGUUGAAGUAGAAGAUGUUCCACUAGCUGCUAAGCUGGUUGAUUUGCCUUGUGUUAUUGAAAGCCUGAGAACGCUUGAUAAAAAAACUUUUUAUAAAACAGCAGACAUUUCUCAGAUGCUUGUGUGCACUACUGAUGGUGAUAUCCACCCUUCUCCAGAAGAAUCAGCUGCCUCUGCUGAUCCUAAUAUAACCAGGAAAAAAGAAAGGGAGAGAGAGAAAAAAUAUGUCUGGAAGCAUGGCAUUACUCCACCACUUAAGAAUGUCAGAAAGAAAAGGUUCCGGAAAACACAAAAAAAGGUCCCUGAUGUCAAAGAAAUGGAAAAAAGCAGCCUUCCUGAGUACAUUGAAUCUCCAGAUGUGGAAAAUGAAGUAAGGAGACUGCUGCGUUCAGAUGCUGAAGCCAUAAGUACCCGUUGGGAAGUCGUUGCUGAAGAUGGAACCAAGGAAAUAGAAAGUCAAGGCUCCAUCCCAGGAUUUGUGAUAUCCUCGGGAAUGAGCAGCCACAAGCAGGGUCAUACCUCAUCAGAAUAUGAUAUGCUUCGGGAGAUGUUCAGUGAUUCUAGAAGUAACAAUGAUGAUGAUGAGGAUGAGGAUGAUGAAGAUGAGGAUGAGGAUGAGGAUGAAGAUGAAGACGAAGAAGAAGAGGAGGAAGAUUAUUCUGAAGAGUGUCUGGAAAGGCAGCUUCAGGCCAAGUUUAUUGAAUCUGGCCAGUAUAGGGCAAAUGAAGGUACCAGUUCAAUAGCCAUGGAAAUUCAGAAGCAGAUUGAUAAAAAGGAGAAAAAGCUCCAUGAGAUUCAGAAUAAAGCACAAAGACAGAAGGAUCUCAUCAUGAAAGUGGAAAACCUGACACUCAAGAAUCAUUUUCACUCUGUGCUGGAGCAGCUUGAGAUACAGGAAAAAAAAAAAAAUGAGAAGCUCAUUUCCCUACAGGAACAAUUGCAGCGUUUUCUGAAGAAGUGAGGAGAGCCAUUGGCCUGGCACACAAACCUUGGAUCCACCAUCCAGACUGAAGACUGGAUGAAACUGUGCAUGUUUCUGUCCCUUCCGUUGCCUUAUGUUGAAUCAGUUAUAUUUAUCUGUACCUUCUUUGCUACUUAUAAUAUGCUCAAAGUUUGUAGUCAUGUAGAAAAGGCCAGUAUAAAAAUAUAGUAGACUUAGAUACCCCACACGACCAUGAGACUUUCUCUUUGUCAAUUUGGGAAUUAUUAUUAUUAAUUUAGAAAUGGGGUCUUGUUAGGUUGCCCAGGCCGAAUUCAGACUCCUGGGCUUAAGGGAUCCUCCUGCCUCAGCCUCCUGAGUAGCUGGGACUACAGGUGUGCACCACCACACCAAACAAGAAUUGAUUAUAUUGCUUCUGUGCUAUGGUACCAGCAGAUGAUUCAGUCAUGCUUCCAAAGGCAGUCUAGUCUAGAGGCCAUACAGCUGUUUGGUUUGCAUAUGUUUUAGCUUUUCUUUUGGUUUUUAGUAUUUCCUAAAACAUAGGGGAAAAAACGAGGUCAUUUCUACUAAACACUAGAACCUGUCACAGUGAGUUUAAGUGCCUACCUUGCAGCAGUUAAUACUAGAUUGUGUUCUGUCUUUGUUCGGGCAACAGGGCUGCAUUCCUGCUCAAGGAUGAUUUCUUGCUGCUGCUUAUAUUUGUUCUGUUGCUUCUAGGAUGGAGCUGGUUGUUAUUCACCAACUAAGGGAACAGUUAGAGCAGAGAUGAAUAAAUUAUGAACUGUUAUCCUUAUUCUGAGCCUUCUCCUCCUAACCCUUAUUCUGAGCCUUCUCCUCCUAACCCCCAUCAGUUAAGGUUAGGAAGAACAAGAUGCCAUAAUGCCUAUGAAGACUUCUUUAACAAUCUCAUUUGGGGUUUUUCUAGGUAUAUUAUUAGUGUUUUAUGGUCUGUGUUCUUUAAACAAUAAAUAAAUUGUUCCUUUUAAAUGGA